Messenger RNA from Asterias rubens (European starfish), 4744 nucleotides. Its product is annotated as fibroblast growth factor receptor 3-like. Gene Ontology annotation, cellular component: signaling receptor complex. Bases 386 to 3550 code for a protein of 1054 amino acids. The record is from RefSeq and is a predicted model, not a curated record. The transcript has 21 exons. Gene Ontology annotation, biological process: cell surface receptor protein tyrosine kinase signaling pathway; multicellular organism development; positive regulation of kinase activity. Lineage: Eukaryota; Metazoa; Echinodermata; Asteroidea; Forcipulatida; Asteriidae. Gene Ontology annotation, molecular function: ATP binding; fibroblast growth factor receptor activity; fibroblast growth factor binding.
ACGUGUAUGGAGAUUAGGGGCCAAGCGUAAAAGAGUGGUACGUAAAAUACAUGUACACGGUGUGUGUGUGUUCAGUCGACCAAUGCACCAUAUGAACUGGAAACUAUUGAGAUCGCCCAUAGCCUAAACCGAAAUCAUCAUGGAAAACCUGCCAAGAUUCGUGUUUAUCGGGAAGUAAACUCUACAAAAGGCAUCAGUUUGAAGAGGAAUAUCUAUUCUAACGGUGUGUGUACUUUUAAUGGCGAUUUAGGAUGUGUGGGACCUAAAGCCAUCUGAGACACAACAAAAUAAUCCUACAAACAUAAGACGUAGUGAGUGAUACCGCUCUAGCUAAAAGGACUGGCGGACAAAGCCGUCAUCACAGCGUCUGUGAGAGAUUGAGGGCAUGAGCCCCUUGCCAGCGACCCCUUGCCGUUGUAACAGGGUUUGCCAUGCAGUAAGACUCAACAUGACGUUUGGAGAGCUUUGUAGGUUGUGGAGGCAUGUCUUCCAAGGAGUUCUCAUCUUGUGCCUGCUCAGCUACGCAGCAGGGCAACAAGCCACAACACCAAUGCCAGAAAGAGUGGCCUCUCGUCCAAUCAUAUCAGAGAUACCUGAUCAGGAGGUCUUUGUGGGAUCUAACGCCAUGUUUGAGUGCAGGGUGGUGAGCGACUUGACUCCACACGUCAUGUGGGUCAAAUUAGAAAACAAUAAUUACACCGAUCUUCAAGCCAGUGAGAGACUUCAGAUUGUCGCUACUGUGUCUAAGAAGAUAAAUGUGUACGAGCGAUCGAUUGAGUUCUACAAUGUCUCCAUGGAGGAAGCUGGACUUUAUACUUGUCUAGCUGAAAACGAAGUUGGGGUUAGUGAGGAAAUGGCUGUCCUUACCGUUGUGCCAAAAACGAACAGGCCUUGGAACCUCACUAUAACACCCAUCAGGUCAACAGCCGUGACCCUUAACUGGAAUGCUCCACUUCAAGAAGGGGUGUACAACUAUGCAGUCAAAUAUUGCAAAGAGAAAGAUGCAUCAACAUGUUCCACAAAGCACAUGUUCAAUAAAACAUCCUACAAUGUGACCAGCUUAGAACCGAUGGUCAACUAUAGAUUUGCUGUCAGUAUUGAUGACAGGCCAGAUCUUACCUCACAGGAAAUCAUUGGGACUGGUUUAACACCGAGAGCCCCAAGGAUUGUAAAGCAGCCAGUAGCCAACAUCACCAGGAGAGAGGGGGAGUCAGUCAAAUUCAAAUGCUCUAUCGAUAGUGAUCCAAGAGCGAACAUAACCUGGUGGAAAGAGGGCAUGCGGGUUGACGAGUCUGCCGCGGACAAGGAGGUCAAACGAAACUCGAUGUCCAUAAAAGACUUGGAGGAGGACGAUAAAGGGAACUAUAUGUGCCUUGCUUCCAACAGUUACGGAGAAGUGAAGGUCAACUUUACUCUAAGGGUCAUCGUAGAUCUGGGUGAAUCCUGGAACAUGGAAAGUGAUGUGUUUUCCGAAGUGGAUGAGGGAGAACCAGAUUACUCUGGGCCCAUGAUGGGGCCCGGGAUGGCACCUCGAUUCAAAGAAGGCUUUAGCAUGCAGUACGACCUUCUACGUGUCGCAGGGGAGUCCAUCAAAUUGAGGUGUCCCUACACAGCCAACCCUCCCGCUAAGGUGGUUUGGCUGAAGGACAAUAAGCUCAACUGGAUGACUGAACACCUCGCUAUUAGGAUAUCCAUCGAUGAUUUCAGGUUAUUGAUAUCGAGACUAACUCCAGACGUAGAUGAAGGGGAAUACACGUGUGUCAUCAGCAAUGAGUAUGGCAACAUCUCGCAUACAACCAGAAUCGGCAUUCAAGAAAGAGUGGCCUCUCGUCCAAUCAUAUCAGAGAUACCUGAUCAGGAGGUCUUGGUGGGAUCUAACGCCACAUUUGAGUGCAGGGUGGUGAGCGACAUGACUCCACACGUCAUGUGGGUCAAAUUAGAAAACAAUAAUUACACCGAUCUUCAAGUCAGUGAGAGACUUCAGGUUGUCGCUGAUGAAUGGUCAAAGGGUUUGAACCAACAAUGCAAAGAUAUCAUGAAAAACCAUCUCUCCGAUUUCACCCUGGAAUGGAAGUGUUAUUCCAAAGAGACUGUGUCUAAGAAAAUAAAUGUGCAAGAGCGAUCGAUUGAGUUCUACAAUGUCUCCAUGGAAGAAGCUGGACUUUACUACUGUCUAGCUGGAAAUGGACUUGGGAUUAGCGAGGAAAUGGCUGUCCUUAAGGUUGUGCCAAUACCCACCCGUGCCCCCUCCUCCAAACCUCCAAAGGUGAUCCUGAAACCCCCAGAUCAUUGGAAUCAGCAGAAGACAGUAAUGAUCGUCUCCAUCGCUUGUUGCUCCAUCAUUUUGGUCCUGUUCUUCUUCAUCUUUAUCAUGUGCUACAAGAAUAAUCAGCGUCACACCAGGAAUGUGGGUCUGGAUAAGUAUCCAAUCAAGAGCCAACUCACUAGACAGCUUUCGUCCGAGUCCAACCAUUCCUCGACUCCAUUAGUGAUUGGCCGAGCAAGGCUAUCCUCAUCUCUUACUGUGGUGUCAGAGUAUGAAGUACCACUGGACCCAGAAUGGGAGUUCCCUAGAGAUAGGUUAACCCUGGGCAAGGCGCUCGGUGAGGGAGCAUUUGGCAAGGUCGUCUUGGCAGAAGCAGUUGGCAUCUCAGCCAAGGAACAGACAACAACAGUGGCUGUCAAGAUGUUGAAAGCCAAUGCAACGGAUCGUGAGCUUUCUGACCUGGUCUCUGAGUUGGAGAUGAUGAAGAUGAUUGGAAAACAUACUAACAUUAUCAACCUGCUCGGAUGCUGUACUCAAGAUGGCCCACUGUAUGUCGUCGGUGAGUAUGCUCGCCACGGUAACCUGCGUGAUUUCUUGCGUCUCCGUCGGCCCCCAGACAACGCAGAGAUGACCGUCUUACUCCCCGGCCAUGAACUCCUGACCAAUAAGGACCUCAUAUCCAUGUCGUAUCAAGUGGCACGUGGAAUGGAAUUCCUUGCCUCCAAAAAGGCAAUUCACCGUGACCUGGCUGCCCGCAAUGUUUUGGUUACAGACGACUACAUCAUGAAGAUUGCUGAUUUUGGACUUGCCCGAGAUGUUCACUAUAUCGAUUUCUACAAGAAAACCACCGAUGGUCGUUUGCCAGUCAAGUGGAUGGCACCAGAGGCGUUGUUUGACCGAGUCUUCACCACUCAGAGCGAUGUCUGGUCUUUUGGUAUCUUACUAUGGGAGAUCAUUACCCUUGGGGGUACACCGUACCCUAGCGUACCUGUAGAGAAGAUGUUCGACUACCUGAAACUCGGCAAGCGCCUAGAACAACCCAUGAACUGCUCCUUAGAAAUCUACCACAUAAUGAGAGAGUGCUGGCACACCUCCCCUGGACAGCGACCAACAUUCUUUGAUCUCGUUGAUGACCUGGCCAGGAUUAUCUCCCUCUCGUCCAAUCAGGACUACCUUGAUCUAGAGGCUCUUGGCGAUGCACCAGUCACAACCUUUGUAGAGACAGAGUUUGACUCUGGCAACUCAAGUCAGCAUAGCAGACAUAGCAGUGAGUCUACCGUUUGAAUGAAGAAGCCUCACCAAGAAAAGGUCUCCAAGACACGAAGGUGAAACCUCUGCCUUCAUUGACUCUCAAGGAGAGAGUAAAACAAAAAAGAGGAGGACUUGUAUUCUUUCACAAUUUCAUUGGACCGCUCAAGCUUCAAGGAUUCAUCUGAGCUAUGAAUGUUUGGAUAAUCUGCCAAGUCCCUCCAGCUAUAACUCUUAGAGAGAACAAUUGGACUUCGCUUUUUGGAAUGCCUGCUCCUUUAAAUUGUUGGACACUCUUUGAAAGUGAUAUUGAAACAGCAGACAUCUCUAGAUUAUCACGCAUUGCGUUGAAUAAGGAUUUUGAUCGCAAUGACUUAUUUAUGGGGACUCUGAUAAAAAAGAGUGAAUGACAGAGCCUGGUCUUUAUCUCCAAGAAAGAGGACUUCAUGGAGUUGGAGAAACAUACCGCCUAGCCCAGGCUAUGUUUUAUUUUUCUUUCAUGCGCUAUAUGGACUUAUUAACAGUAGUUAUAGCCUUGCUGAUAAAGUGGAUCUUGAAAAUGCCUAGCUGGGAAAAGGAAACCAAACUUUGACUGGGAGUGCCGGCAAUUUCUCAGUUUUGACUGUUUCAAUUAACCCAAGUGUUUCGUCAAUUUCAGACUCCUGUAGACCAGUAAAAACCUGUGAAGGGACCACAGACAACGUUGUAUUCAGUGAAUUGAGAUUCACCCAUUUCAGUAAUGUUUUCUUAUUCUAUAAUCAAUGUGUGUAUUUAAAAAAAUAAAAUACGAUUUUUUAUGUCUUAGUAAACAAAUCCGCCCACUUUAUCAAGGCAAAAGUGUUACCAAGGAAACUGAUCAAGCUUUGGGAAAACAAGCAGUACUUAAUAACCAUUCAGUACCUACUAAUGAUCAGUAGAGUGUAUGAUAUACACACAAGGAAAUGUAAAAAAAAAACAUGUAAAUUGUAAAGGUUUUUAUAUGACUGUUGUUUGAGGAUGCUGAUGAUUUUUAAAAUGGAGCUAAUCUGACGAUACAUUCUGACUUGUUGCAGAAGUUUGGUUUGUCUUUGGAGUUUCUUAAUUUGUAAAUACACAAAAGCACAGAGGCUCAAGUCUCAAGAUGUCUCAAUCACAAUAGAACACUUGACAAUGGUUCUAUGACAUUAGAACUAAAUUGUUUUUCAUAUCAAUUUUUCAUCACAGUGCCUAUUAGUAUUUUAGACGGUAGAA